UCCAUUUCUGAAAAGUGGCCGCCGCCGAUCUCAUGUCUUCGCUCGUGUUCUUACAUAGUUAGUUCAUUUAACUCGGCUCCCUGCGGGAAUUCCGGCGAUUACCUGGAGGUUGGGGUUCCAAAAACUGUUUCUUUUACGUUUGUACGCUAUUCAAACGGGGGCGGAAUCGUAGGUAGCUUUUUAUUUAUUCUUUUAACUUUACUCAGCCGUAUUCCGCCUUUACACCCCCCAACCCCCUCCCUUGACUGCCCCCCUCACCCCCCCACUCGUGCGUGAGUUGGGGCCUGCUACGUUGGUUUGGCCACGAGGCGCAUCGUUACACGGUACAGGGCGAUGGCGGAGUUCGGCAAUGGGCUGGCGGAGGAAUCGCUACUAGAUUCUGACCCUGGACACCCCGAGCUGGAAGACCCGGGGGUAGGCGACGAGGAGCCGGGGUUAGAGGAGGGAGAAGCGGCCAUCGAAGACCCGGAGCUGGAGGCUAUCAAAGCCCGUGUGAGAGAGAUGGAGGAAGAGGCCGAGAAACUGAAGGAGCUGCAGAACGAGGUGGAGAAACAAAUGAAUCUAAGCCCACCGCCAGUCGGCCCAGUCAUCAUGUCAUUUGAGGAAAAAAUGGAAGCAGAUGGCCGAUCGAUAUAUGUCGGAAACGUGGACUACGGCGCCACAGCGGAGGAGCUUGAGGCACACUUCCACGGCUGUGGUUCAGUAAAUAGAGUCACCAUCUUGUGUGACAAAUACACGGGGCAUCCCAAAGGAUUUGCUUACAUCGAGUUUGCCGACAAAGAGUCUGUAAGGACGGCGAUGGCUCUGGAUGAGUCUCUGUUUAGAGGAAGACAGAUAAAGGUGGGCGCAAAGAGAACAAACAGACCCGGCAUCAGCACCACAGAUCGCGGUUUUUCCCGGGCUCGGUUCCGAUCAAGGGGAGGAAACUUCUCGUCGCGAGCUCGCUACUACAGCGGCUACACACCCCCCAGAGGCAGAGGGCGGGCCUUCAGGGGCCGAGGGCGAACAUCGUGGUAUUGCCCUUACUAAACACUCCACCCCCUCCCCUUUUACUAUCAACCCCUUUCCCUUCUCUACACAUGUACGCAAACACACACACACACACACACACUCACUUACACAUACACUCUAAAAUUCCCCUCCCUUUCCCCCAACAAAAAAAAAAGAAGAGUUCCAGAAGAAACAAAAAGGAAAAAAAAGAAAAAAAAAGCCUUCUGGACAGAGAGACUGACUGACUGCAGUGUGCAUUUGUAUGUGAGCGUGCGUGUGCGGAGGUUGGUGCGGCCCCCCUGGUAAGGUAUACGCUGGCCUUUUUGGUGCAAGAUGUAUGGUGGCAAGUUUUUUCUUUUGGUGUUGUCGUUGCUUGGGGUUUGGGGAUGAUGUUGAUUUUGAUGAUGAUGGUGGUGAUGGUAUCUCAGGCUGCAGGCGUGUCUCCUUUGGUCUGGCUGUGACAUCCUGCUUCCACACCAUCCACCCACCCAUUCACCCCAUUCACCCACCACCGGAAAAAAAAGGCGACAAAAAAAGGGGGGGUGGCGACAUUAAAUGACAGUUUUUUUGUUUUUUUUUUGCUUUUUUUUUUAAGAAUGUGUUCAAAUGUGAAAUGUUGACUAGCCCGUUUGAUGUUUAAAGUCUGUUUGCUGUACCACUCCCUCCUGCUUUUCUCUCCAUCUCCUCCGACUCCCCCAGAUCAACUCCCCAUGAUUUCUUUUUUUGUUGUCUGUGUUCUUCACCACGCAGUUUUGGAAAGCGACUGACCCUCUUGGCAGUGGAAAAA
Messenger RNA from Syngnathus acus (greater pipefish), 1777 nucleotides. It is a transcript of the gene pabpn1, whose product is annotated as poly(A) binding protein, nuclear 1. The transcript has 7 exons. Lineage: Eukaryota; Metazoa; Chordata; Actinopteri; Syngnathiformes; Syngnathidae. The coding region runs from base 334 to 1029 and encodes 231 amino acids. The record is from RefSeq and is a predicted model, not a curated record. Gene Ontology annotation, molecular function: RNA binding.